This is a messenger RNA of [Candida] anglica, 3348 nucleotides long. Lineage: Eukaryota; Fungi; Ascomycota; Pichiomycetes; Serinales; Debaryomycetaceae. The record is from the annotation of a GenBank genome assembly.
AUGAUGCAUCAGCCACAGCCGCAGACACAGCUCGAGCAAGCCUCACAGCAGUUACAAAUCCAACAACAAAACCCGUCUCUGUUGAAUCAAAAACUGCUCGUUCUCCUGAAUGCUCUGGCAGUACAAAAUCUGCAGAAUUUUUACCAACAGUCAAAUUUCCAAUCGAUUGUUCAACCAAGAAAGUUUCUCCAUCUUACCAUUGGUUCUAAAACUCUUUUGCAAGUGUGUGAUGAUUUAAUCGCGAGAUACGCAAAAUUAUAUCCUGAUGAUGAUCCACUAGAAGUGGAAAAGCUUCAAAAUGGAGACUGUUGUGAUCUUGAUCCAGACUACAUUGUUGACCAGGUGUUCCAGUCCGGCGACAUUGUUCAAGUUAUAGUGAACAAUGACUUUGAAGAGAUGCAUAGUACGUUUUUGGAUCCUCCUCUGACUUCAGCAUCACGUAUUGCAAAGCCGCUCACCACUCCUUCGGCAUCUCGUUUAAUGAGUGAGCAAUCACAAAGUACUCCUAUUGUACCACCAGCACCUGUGCUCAGUAGUAAGAAGAGACUGAGCAAUUUCUUCGAUACGUUCGACGCAAACAUUCCGAAAAAAACAAGAAGAUCUAUUUGGUCCACCUCUACUCGUGCUCUCCCUAGACUUACUGCUGAUACAAGUGUUGGAUCCUCAUCGUUACCCGUUCUUGAUAUCAAGAAAAAGAGGGCUUCGAGACAAGUAAGAUCGGUGCAAUCGUCACCAAAUCACCUUGAUAUGGAUGAAAGUAAUAUUUCAUUACCCCCUCCUGAGGAAACUCUGUUUCAAAAUGAAGCUUCGCAUAUUAUUCCUCAAAAGAAAGUCCUUCCAGAUCAAGCAAAUGUAAUCGCACAAGAGAUUCAACCAACCCAACGAGUAACCUCGGGCAUGUUGAGUGUCCCUGUUCAUGUACAGCUUGAAAAGGAACAAUUGAUGCAUGAUCUUAAUCCUCAAGGAUCCACUCCAACUGUCAUUACUGCUCAUGAUUUGAGCUUGUCUGACUCAUCGGAUGAAAUCUCGGAAGAUGAUGCUGCAUUUAUGCCCCAUAUAGAUGAAGAUGAAUUGCUGACUUCACCUGCAAAAUCCUCUCCAACAAAGAAGAAGUCAUCUAAAGUAGUGGUAUCACACCCAGCUCCUAGUGCUGCAUCGAUUGUAACUGCUGCUCAAUCUUCAGUUGCCACAUCCAAUGGAGAUGGACAUGCUCACGGAGACGAUGUCGAUACGUUAACAAAGGAAGAAAUUAUGGGCUUAUUUAAAAAUGGUAUGAGAAUUCCAGCCAAGAUGAGAAGUAGAUUGUCAAAAUCUGAAAAUGUUGAAACUACUUCCAAAUCUGCUAAUACUUCCCGCCUGAAAUCCCUCAAGAAUUUGGAAAUUACCAUGAAUGAUGAAGGCACUAUUUUAACAACGGGUAGAACUGAAGGUGAAAUUGAAGCUCAAAGGAAAACUAGAGCUGCAGCACAAAAGGCUGCCACUAAAUUUAGUGAAACAAAAUCACGUAGACGUCGAGGUGAUGGUUCUGGUGUCAAUACGCCAUCUCAGAAGUCACGUCAAAAUUCCGUUGCUGGAUUACUGCAACUGUCCCAAUUGCAUAGUGAUAAUACACAAAUGGCUGAAACAGAUCAUUCUAUUUUACCAACUGAUACUGAGAUGCAAGACACUUCAGCAACAUUGCCAAAAAAGAGAUCAGCCAAGCUGACUCCUAAAACAACACCUGCUACCGCCAGAAGAAUUAGAUCUUCAACCAAGAUACCAGUGGUUCCUGAAACUACCAAGGAAGCUACUUCAGGCUCUGAACUGGUUGCAAAAGUUGACACUCCUGCAAUGAAAGUUUCUACUCCAAUCAUGAAAACUCCAGUCAUUUCAACUCCAUCUAUUUCUCAUGAUGUUGUAAUGGAAGCUUCCCCAUCUAAGCUGUCUAAGAAACCAAAGUCUAUUCCAGCUGGAUUAGGAAUUACUGAAUCUCAAGUUCCACCUUCGCAAGAAGUUGCUAAUAACGUUGCUGAGCAAAAUGUUGAAGAGGAUGACACUAACCAAAGAGUAGACCCUUCAACUGGAUCUGUUUCUGCUUAUGACUCGAUUACUAAAAAGUCAAAGCUUAGUAGAAUAUUUGACAAGAUGAAAAGUUUUGAUAGUAGACUCAACUCUGCUGCAGGCUUAAUCGACGAGUCAAAUACACCAAGCCCAACCCAGAAGCAAUCUGUGGACUCCCAAGAGAAGGAAAAUGUGGUAGUUCAGGCUCAAUCAAAUGGGAACGGACCUUCAAAUGGGGAACAAAAGGUACUUAGUGUUCUUGAAAGAGCAAGACAAGAGUUAAAAAAUAAGAAACAAAAGAAUGGAGGAUCACCAGGCUCACUUGCUGAUGAUAUGUCAUCGACAUCUUCGGGAAGUAAUCUGGGAACUUCUAAUACCUCAGUUUCUUCAACUGAUAAGAAAAAUAAUAUUUCUACAUCUACACCUCUCAAGGACAAUGCUUCAAUAAAUAAGGCUACAUCGGUUUCUUCAACUCCAAAGCAAAAGGCUGAACAGGAUAGAAUCAAAAAGAGAGCUGAGCAACUUAGAUUAGCAAAGCAAAAUUUGGAACGUGCAAGACGAACUAGUGCUGAAAAAAUUUCUGUACCUGCUGAAAAGCAAGUAUCCGAUAAGACACCUAUUAAGGAUAUCCCAGUACCAACUGCUUCUCCAGUGGUAAUGCUUGCCGCUACUUCUGCUCCUUCGUCCCAACAGAGUAAGAGAAAAUAUGAGGAUAAUUCCUCUUCUUCUUCGGGUGAAAGCUCCAGUUCUGAGUCAGAGGAUGACUCAGAUGAUGGGAUUAUUAAGAAGAAACAACCUCGUGUGGUUGCCGUUCCUUCUGCGGCUCCAAAGAAAUCGCCAGCGCCUUCCAAAUUACCAAGCCGGAAUGUAUCUACAGCUUCCAAGCCACCUGUAAAGACUCCAAGUACUACUUCAAAACCUAAAGUUCCUGUGAACGAUACAAAGGUUCCCGAGAAAACUCCUACUUCGGCCAAGAAGACCGCGAUUUCUAAAACCGAAGCCAAGAAACCUGCAGUUACUAAAAUCCCAACAUUGACUUCAUUAAGUGACCUAGCCUUGCGUGGACUUCCUGAUGUAAAGGACGCUAGUCCUAGUUCAAGUCAGCAGCAGCAGCAAACAAAGGCUAUUGCGUUGACUUCAAGUAGUGAAGACGAUAGUUCUGACUCGGACUCAGAUUCCUCCUCUGAUAGCGGGUCUGAAUCUGAUGAAGAAAAAUCUAAAUUCAUAAAUAUUAAGAAACUCGACAAGAAAAAGCCCAAAAAGAGAGGUGGGUUCUUUGACUUGAUGAAAGAUGCUAAAAAUAUCUAA